Molecule: messenger RNA, 2802 nt
Organism: Chaetura pelagica (chimney swift)
Lineage: Eukaryota; Metazoa; Chordata; Aves; Apodiformes; Apodidae
Gene: OSMR
Product: oncostatin M receptor
Exons: 17
Coding region: 1-2802 (933 amino acids)
Biological process (GO): cytokine-mediated signaling pathway
Cellular component (GO): external side of plasma membrane; membrane
Molecular function (GO): cytokine receptor activity; protein binding
Source: RefSeq, a predicted model, not a curated record
AUGAUGAAUCACUUCACGGUUCUGGUGGUACUGCUCACCCUGAGGACUUGUUCCACUACAUACUCACAGCAAGAAUCCAUUGUGUUUCCAGUGACGUACCUUAAUGUUUCCAAGGAUUUGGCUCUUCAGCAGUUGCUGGUGGAAUGGGAUGUUGGCAAGGCAGCACAUGAUGCUGAGCUGGCAAUGUCUUUUGAAAUACAAAUCCGUCGAACAGGUGUAAAAACUACUGUGUGGACAGAGUUUCAUAACGUCAUACUUGAUAAAUCAGGAAAGCCUCUAAAUUGGAUAUGGGAUUCAGACUUCCCUUUGGAGUGUAUGUCACACUCGGUGAGAAUCAGGAGUAAAGUAAACGCAUCAAAAAUCUGGAGUCAGUGGAGUCGGUGGGAGACUCUCCUGGGCCUGGACACUUCGAAUAACAAUGGACCACAAAUAUUUCCAAAUGAAAAAUUUGUAGAGGAAGGCUCUGACAUCAGUCUUUGUUGCAUUGGAAGGAAAGGUCAAACCAUUAAGGAAUUCUUUCUAGAGCCAGCUAUUCAUGCUUUCAGUCACACAAACAGUCAAGUUGGACUUCUCACUGUGAAAAAUGUUCCACAUCAAGAAGUGUCUUACAUCACGGUCUACUGUAAAGAGUCUUGCAAAGAAAGCCAAUGCUAUGGUCAUGCAGGGUUUUUUCUGGGUAAGCCACCUGAUACACCUAAAGAUUUUUCCUGCCAAACUCAAGACAUGAGGAUAGUAACAUGUACUUGGAGCCAAGGAGGAGACACUUAUCUUUAUGGACGUCAUUCACCAAAUUAUGCCUUGUUUGAGGAGUUUUCCCAAAAACUGGUUCCAUGCACAGCAAGUUGUUCUGAGCAGUGUUCAUGUUCUUGGAAUAUAGACCAGCAGAGGAUCUAUAAUAUCACAGUGACUGUGGAAAACCCACUGGGAAAGAAAACUGCCACGGAUGUUUUUAAUGUAGCUCACAGAAUUUAUCCUGCUGCACCUUUCCAGCUGUGGGAAGAAUGCACAGAUACAGAAAUCACAUUAUAUUGGAAACUUCAAAACAUAGGAGCCAAACUAUUUUGUCAGACUGAAGUGCUCCAUCCUGAUGGGAAUGUAGAAGUGCAUAACAGUUCAGCCAUGCAUCCGCAGUAUGUAACCCUGGCUGGGCUGCAGCCCUACACGGAGUACACGGCCAGAGUACACUGUGGGGCAGCAGAGCACUUCUGGAGGUGGAGUGAAUGGAGUGAAGCCCAAACCAUCAGAACAAAGGAAGCAUCUCCAUCAGGGAAACUGGACAUCUGGAGAGAAAUUACGCCAUUUCUGGGUGGGCGGAAUGUGACCUUGUUCUGGAAGCAAACACCAAAUUUUCAAGGUAAUGGAAGAAUUAUUUCAUAUGAAGUAACCUGGGAAAAAGUAGAAGAUGACUCUAAGCCUGAAAGCAUAUCGUUUUCAUCUGUCUACAAUAGCACAAGGAUUUCCAUUGAUAACCAUUCCUACAGAAUCAGCAUCAUGGCAAAGAACAAUGUUAAUUAUUCACUUCCUUCAAUAUUGAUCAUCCCUAGAGCUACAGGCACUAAAGAAGAGCUCAGUGGUUCAGAGCUUAAAGAAGAACAGGUUAAUGGUACAGAUGAUGGCAUUUUUAUUUCCUGGGAGCCCAGAUAUAUAUAUGACAGUUACAUUGUCGACUGGUGUAAUUUUCCAAUGUUGCAGCCUUGUGAUUUGCAGUGGAAAAUAUUUGGGCCAAACACUUCUAGUGCUCUGAUCUACUCAGCUGCUUUUGCUCCAGGAGUGAGGUACAACUUCCGCAUUUAUGGAUCUGUUGCUGACAGAGCCUCCUUAUUGGAGAAGAAGACUGGUUAUCUCAAGGAGCUACCUCCUCUGCUUGACCCUGUUGUGGAAAACAUUGAACUGACUUCCAAUGCAGUAACACUAUAUUGGGAUUCUUAUCCCACAGAUGAAUCACAGCCUGGUUUUGUAAGGGGAUACCAUGUCUAUGUGUCACCUUUACAAGAGGACUGCAGUUUAAAAGGAUCCAUAAAACAUGUUCUUCCAGAUAAUUCAGUGCUAUGUAAAUACAAAAUUGAAAACCCGGAAGAAAAGAGAUACACCGUGAAACAUCUCUUGCCAAACACAAAAUACCGACUAGUGGUUAAAGCAUUUACAGGCGGAGGAGAGACACCCAUUGUUAACUUUAGAUACAUAGAUACACCAUUUAACUCAAAUAUACUGUACCUUUUAGUUCUGCUGGUGACUGUUCCAUCACUAGUAGCAGCUAUAUGCCGCUGGAAGAUGAAAUGGGUACAAGAGUGCUGCUGUCCUGUAAUACCUAGUCCCAGCAAGAGUGAAGUGCUGUCAUUCAAAGGGUUUAAGAUUGGUUCCGAGAGAGUACUGAAGAUAAGCAACUCCAAUCCUGACAUACUAGCAGUGGACAGUAAGGCUGAAGCCCAGAAAUCACACCCAUGGAGCCAGUUGCCUUCAACACCAACAGAAGAGAAGAUUGAUGGUCAUGACUCCUCCUGGAUUUACUCUAAGGAAAGUAAAGAGAGAGAAUUCACAUCCACAUAUGCACCUCAGACUCCUAUUUGUUUUGAAAAUUUUGCCUAUUCUUCUCAUCUUGCAGUUGAAUCUAACCCCUACCAAAUACCGGAGACACUAGAAGCAAGCAAACAAGAACUACCUGUUGUGCUGCCCCAGCCACAUCACUACUUCAACAUUUUAAAUGAAGAUGCUGCCUCAACACCCCAAGAAACAGCUGGCAGAAAGGCCUCUCUCAGAUACAUUUCACAAACAGCGGUGCACUGCAUAGGGAGGAGACUUUGA